AUGCGAGCUAACGAAGGCCAUUCUGAUAAUCUAGAGCAGGAGAAUAAAGUCCAAGAGAAGGUCAAAGCAAUCAAAGACCGGAUACAGCGGCUGCUGCAACAGUCCAACUACGACGCUGGUGUGGCCAGCGGAGUGCUCCAAAGCUCAGAUGAGCAGGAGAACACCUGUAUUGCCCCCACCCCUAUUCCCCUCCCCCCAUACGACGACGACCUGAGAUUCGAAGGAGGGUUCGACACACGUAGAACAGGUCCGCAGUAUCUCUAA
Sphaeroforma arctica JP610 is the source of this 264-nucleotide messenger RNA. RefSeq lists its product as hypothetical. The transcript is spliced from 3 exons. The record is from RefSeq and is a predicted model, not a curated record. Lineage: Eukaryota; Ichthyosporea; Ichthyophonida. Bases 1 to 264 code for a protein of 87 amino acids.